Molecule: messenger RNA, 3273 nt
Organism: Harpia harpyja (harpy eagle)
Lineage: Eukaryota; Metazoa; Chordata; Aves; Accipitriformes; Accipitridae
Gene: ATP2C1
Product: ATPase secretory pathway Ca2+ transporting 1
Exons: 29
Coding region: 407-3172 (921 amino acids)
Biological process (GO): manganese ion transport; intracellular calcium ion homeostasis; calcium ion transmembrane transport
Cellular component (GO): endoplasmic reticulum; Golgi membrane; plasma membrane
Molecular function (GO): P-type calcium transporter activity; ATP hydrolysis activity; ATP binding
Source: RefSeq, a predicted model, not a curated record
GUGAGCGGAGCGGGGAUGCGGCUGUGCUGCCGGCGUUGCUGCCCUGAGCCACGGAGGUGCGGGGCGUUCAUUCCGUGCGGAGCCCCUCCCCGGAUGGGACGAGUCUGUUCGAGGCGCUUGUGGCGAGGGGAAGGCGGCGGCGGCGCUGCUGCUCUGCGUUCCUGUAGCUGCUGGGCAACUAAUUUUCAUUCUUGGUGGCCUCUGACAGCUCUGCGGGCUCCCCGUGUGCGUGUGCUGCUCCGCGCUGGCGUGAGUGGAAAGAUGUUGCUGCAGGUGGGGGCCAAGGGAGCAGUGUGAUUGCCUGGGAUCUUGGGGCAUCUGUCUCUUCACCUUUCAGCUCCUGCUCCAGUGCUGCUGUUGCUAAAGACUUUUGUAACUAUCGACUCAAGUACAGUUUCGAUGGAAAAUGAAGGUUGCACGUCUUCAAAAAAUCCCUGAUGGUGACAAUGAGACAAUGAUUCCUGUACUGUCUUCAAAAAAAGCAAGUGAAUUGCCAGUUGAUGAAGUAGCAAGCAUUCUGCAAGCUAAUCUUCAGAAUGGCUUAAAAAACUGUGAAGUUUGUCAUAGACGAGCAUUCCAUGGAUGGAAUGAAUUUGAUAUUAGUGAAGAUGAACCAUUGUGGAAAAAAUAUAUUUCCCAGUUUAAAAAUCCCCUUAUUAUGCUUCUUCUGGCAUCUGCAGUCAUCAGUGUUUUAAUGCAUCAGUUUGAUGAUGCUGUCAGUAUCACUGUGGCAAUACUCAUUGUUGUUACAGUUGCCUUUGUUCAGGAGUACAGAUCAGAAAAAUCUCUUGAAGAGCUUAGUAAACUUGUGCCUCCAGAAUGUCAUUGUGUACGAGAAGGUAGAGUGGAACAUACACUUGCAAGAGAUUUAGUCCCAGGUGAUACAGUCUGCUUGUCAGUUGGAGACAGAGUCCCGGCUGAUCUACGAUUAUUUGAGGCUGUGGACCUUUCUAUCGAUGAAUCCAGUCUUACGGGUGAGACAGCUCCUUGCUCUAAAUCUACAGCUCCUCAGCCAGCAGCAACCAAUGGAGACCUUACUUCUAGGAGCAAUAUUGCUUUCAUGGGAACACUGGUCAGAUGUGGAAAAGCAAAGGGGAUAGUUAUUGGAACAGGAGAAAACUCUGAAUUUGGGGAGGUUUUCAAAAUGAUGCAAGCAGAAGAGGCUCCAAAGACACCUCUGCAGAAGAGCAUGGAUCUCUUGGGAAAACAGCUUUCCUUGUAUUCCUUUGGUAUAAUAGGAGUUAUUAUGCUGGUUGGCUGGUUGCAAGGAAAACAUAUCCUUGAUAUGUUCACAAUUGGUGUGAGUUUGGCUGUAGCUGCAAUUCCUGAAGGACUCCCAAUUGUGGUAACAGUGACAUUGGCCCUUGGUGUGAUGAGAAUGGUGAAGAAACGGGCUAUUGUAAAAAAGCUGCCUAUUGUUGAAACUUUAGGUUGUUGCAAUGUAAUCUGUUCAGAUAAAACUGGAACUCUGACAAAGAAUGAAAUGACUGUUACUCAUAUUUUUACUUCGGAUGGGCAGCAUGCUGAGGUUACUGGAGUAGGGUAUAACAGGUUUGGAGAAGUGAUGCUCGAUGGUGAAAUUAUUCAUGGUUAUAACAACCCAUCCAUUAGCAAAAUUGUUGAGGCUGGUUGUGUGUGCAAUGAUGCUUUAAUUAGAAACAACACGUUAAUGGGGAAGCCUACAGAAGGGGCUUUAAUUGCACUUGCUAUGAAGAUGGGUUUAGAUGGACUUCAGGAAGAGUACAUAAGGAAGGCUGAAUAUCCCUUCAGCUCAGAACAAAAAUGGAUGGCUGUUAAAUGUGUCCACAGAACGCAGCAGGACAAACCUGAAGUUUGCUUCAUGAAAGGUGCUUAUGAACAAGUCAUUAGGUACUGUACAUCAUAUAACUGUAAGGGGCAGACCCUACCUCUUGUUCAGCAACAGAGAGAGCAAUACCAGCAAGAGAAGACAUCUAUGGGCUCUGCAGGACUUAGGGUUUUGGCCUUAGCUUCUGGUCCUGAGUUAGGACAACUGACUUUUUUGGGGCUUGUGGGAAUAAUCGAUCCUCCACGGACUGGUGUAAAAGAAGCUGUUACUACACUUAUCACAUCAGGAGUUGCAAUAAAAAUGAUUACUGGAGAUUCACAGGAGACUGCAGUUGCCAUUGCUAGUCGACUAGGAUUGUAUUCCAAAAAUUCACAGGCAAUCUCUGGAGAAGAAAUAGAUGAUUUGGAUAUUCAGCAACUUUCCCAAAUAACACCAAAGGUUGCAGUAUUUUACAGAGCCAGUCCUCGACAUAAAUUGAAAAUUAUAAAGUCCCUGCAAAAUAAUGGUGCAGUUGUAGCUAUGACAGGAGAUGGAGUGAAUGAUGCUGUUGCUCUGAAGGCUGCAGAUAUAGGUGUAGCAAUGGGACAAACCGGAACAGAUGUUUGUAAAGAGGCAGCAGAUAUGAUCCUUGUGGAUGAUGAUUUUCAGACAAUAAUGUCUGCAAUUGAAGAGGGUAAAGGAAUUUAUAACAACAUAAAAAAUUUUGUUAGAUUUCAACUGAGCACGAGUAUAGCAGCACUGACUUUAAUCUCACUGGCUACAUUAAUGAACUUUCCUAAUCCUCUCAAUGCCAUGCAGAUCUUAUGGAUCAAUAUUAUUAUGGAUGGACCUCCAGCUCAAAGUCUUGGGGUGGAGCCUGUGGAUAAAGAUGUUAUUCGGAAGCCUCCAAGAAACUUGAAGGACAGCAUUCUGACCAAAAACCUGAUUGUUAAAAUACUGGUUUCAUCAAUAAUUAUUGUGUGUGGAACACUGUUCGUCUUCUGGAGAGAGUUAAGAGACAAUGUAAUAACGCCUCGAGAUACAACCAUGACUUUCACCUGUUUUGUAUUUUUUGAUAUGUUCAAUGCUUUGAGUUCGAGAUCUCAGGCAAAAUCUGUGUUUGAGAUUGGACUUUGUAGUAACAAAAUGUUCUGCUAUGCCGUCCUUGGAUCUAUAAUGGGGCAGUUAUUGGUCAUUUACUUUCCUCCGCUUCAGAAGGUUUUUCAAACAGAGAGCCUGAGUGUCUUGGAUUUACUUUUUCUUCUGGGACUCACUUCCUCUGUGUGCAUAGUGACUGAGAUCAUAAAGAAGUUUGAAAGAAGCAAGGAAAAGAUCCAGAAACGUGGAAAUUCUUCUUUGUCAGCUUCGUCUUUUCUUGAUGUAUGAUGCAUAUUGCAUUCUUUUGUUUGCAAAUUUAGGGAUUGCUGUCUACAGAUGUAGGAGAAAGCAAAAUAAUAUUUGGAGGAUAAAGAAAUCCUGAGGGCUUU